Messenger RNA from Corylus avellana, 4760 nucleotides. RefSeq names its product disease resistance protein Roq1. The record is from RefSeq and is a predicted model, not a curated record. Gene Ontology annotation, biological process: defense response; signal transduction. Gene Ontology annotation, molecular function: ATP hydrolysis activity; ADP binding. Lineage: Eukaryota; Viridiplantae; Streptophyta; Magnoliopsida; Fagales; Betulaceae.
AUCCCUAAAACGUAGUAAUCAGGCUUACAUACACAAAUGGCUUCUUCCAUGACCUUACAUGGAGCUUCUUCCUCUUCUUUUUCCACCCGUCCACGGCCUUAUGAUGUGUUCUUGAGUUUUAGAGGCAAAGAUACCCGCGACAAUUUUAUUGCUCAUCUAUACAACGCUUUGAUUCAAAAGGAAAUCUAUACCUACAUAGAUGACCAACUUAGGGGAGGAGAUGAAAUUUCAGAAGCACUUUUCAAAGUCAUCAAAGAGUCGAAGAAUGCAAUCGUUGUACUCUCUGAGAACUAUGCAUCGUCCACCUGGUGCUUGGACGAGUUGAUGGAGAUCCUUAAGUGUAUGGAAACAAAGCACGUCUUGCCAGUGUUUUACAAAGUAGAUCCAUCGGACGUACGCCAUCAAAAAAAGAGUUUUGGUGAAGCACUAGCCAAGCAUGAAAGCAGAUUCAAAGAAGACACUGUGAAGAGUUGGAAGAUAGCACUAACUAAAGUUGCCAAUUUAUCCGGCUUCCAUUUGGAGAAAGGGAAUGAAUUUGAAUUUAUCCAACGAAUUGUUCAACUUGUGAUCUCAAGAAUGAACCGUCAUACAUACUUAAAUGUUGCCAAGUAUCCAAUUGGACUAGAGUCUCGUGUACGAGAUAUCAAAGAUCGUUUUUUAAGUCUAGGAAUGAGUGACAGACACAAAGUAGGAAUCUUUGGAGUUGGUGGAAUUGGUAAGACAACUAUCGCAAAAGCGAUCUAUAACUCGAUUGCUGAUCAAUUUGAAGAUAAAUGUUUUCUUGCAAACGUUAGAGAAAAUUCAAAGCGAGAGGGUGGUCUAGUCCAAUUGCAGAAGACACUUCUUUAUGAUAUCCUAGGCGACUCAAACUUGAAGAUUCGCAAUGUUUAUCAAGGAAUCAAUGUCAUAAAGGAAAGACUUUGCAAUAAAAAGGUUCUUUUAGUUCUUGAUGAUGUGGAUCAAUUGAUUCAGUUAGAUGCAUUAUCUGGAGAAUAUGAUUGGUUUGGUUUGGGGAGUAUAACCAUCAUAACGACAAGAGAUGCACAUUUACUUGCUAAGCAUAAAGUUAAUUUAGCAUACAAGAUGAAGGAAUUGGAUAACAAUGAAGCUGUUCAGCUCUUUAGUCGACACGCCUUCCAAAGUGAUAAACCUAAUGAUGAUUUUGUUGAACUCACUGAAAAAUUCCUACUUUAUGUUGGGGGCCUCCCACUAGCUUUAACGGUGUUAGGUUCGGAUCUAUAUGGAAGAGACAAAAAUCAUUGGAAAAGUGUAUUGAAAAAGUACGAAAGAAUUCCUCAUAAUUAUAUUCAUGAAAAGCUUAAAAUAAGUUAUGAUGGAUUGGAAGAGAAUGAGAAAAAUAUUUUUCUUGACAUUGCUUGUUUCUUCAAAGGAGAGAAUGCAGAAUAUGUCACUAAAAUACUAGACAGUUGUGAUUUCUUUCCGGAUAUUGGUCUUAAAGUGCUUAUGGAUAAGUCUCUCAUAACUAUUGAUCAGAAUGAAAGAUUGAUGAUGCAUGACUUAUUGCAAGAUAUGGGUAGGAAAAUUGUUCGUCAAGAAUCACCCAAUGAACCUGGCAAACGCAGUAGGUUGUGGUUUCAUGAAGACGUCCGUGAUGUAUUAGAAGAAAAUAUGGGAACAAACAAAAUUGAAGGCAUACUAGUGGAAUUGCCGGAACGAGACUUGAUACAGUGGAGUUCCAAAGUGUUUGUGAAGAUGAAAAGGCUCAGAUAUUUUAUAUGUCGUAAUGCAAACUUUUCUACAAAGCCGACUUAUCUCCCUAAUGAGUUAAGAGUCCUUGAUUGGACUGAAUGUCCUUUAGAAUCUCUGCCAUCCAAUUUUCAUGGACGGAAACUCACUAUUCUAAAAAUACGUAAUGGCCUCUUUAAAGGACUCAAUGGCGGAUUUCAGAAUUUAUCAAACCUGAUUAUUAUGGAAUUCAUUCGACUUAAAAGCCUAACUGAAAUUCCUGAUAUUUCAAGAAUUCCAAAUUUACAAGAAUUACGUGUUUCUCGUUGCAAAAGUUUAGUUAAGGUUCAUGACUCUGUUGGAUUCCUUGAUAAGCUUACCCUUAUGUCAUUUUUCGAAUGCUCUAACCUUAUUCAUCUUCCAAGUAGCAUUCUUCAGUUACAGCAUCUCGACUAUCUUUGUGUCCGAGGGUGUCCAAAACUUGUAACAAAUGUGAGGGAUGAAAGACAAUCCAUGCUCCCAAUUGUGUCCAUAGAGGGAAGAACAGAAUUAUUUUUAUCGCCUCCUCCAGCGAAUUUAAGCAUUUCCGAUGUUGGUUGUUCCUCGGUUGGGUUUCCGGCACUAACACGACUGGUUCUUGAUAAAAUACAUUUCUCUGGGACACUUUUCCCUUCCACUUUAGAGGUGUUAGAUAUAUCAGGGAGUGAAAUUGUUAGUCUGCCUGUAUGGAUCAAAACAUUUGUUAGAUUGAGGUGGCUUGGGUUUGCCCAAUGCAAGCAACUUCAAGAAAUUCUAGAACUUCCAGCAAAUAUAAAAGAAAUAAGUGCUGGCGGAUGUGUUUCAUUGGAAAGUUUUCCGCAAAUAUCAAAAGAAAAUCAAUUCAAUACAAGUCAGUUGCCAGCGUUAGAGUGGAUUGAAUUGACUGACUGCGCUAAAAUGGCUAAGAAAAUAGGGAAUCAGGUGGAAGAUUUUUUAUUGAAUAAGGUACAUUAUAAGGACUCUUUUUCCGGUGGAAUUGUAUUUCCUGGAAAUAGGAUACCAGACUGGUUCCGCCAUAGUAGGGACUGUUCAUAUGGUAGUCAAUCAUGUAUAAUAGAUAUUAAAGGGCUCCCUCCUUUGGAUGAGAUCCAAGGAAUUGUUUUUUGUGCUCUUCUUCAACCCAUUCGUGAGGGCUUCCAUGAUAAUACUAUAGAUGUGGUUCAGUUUACGAUGAGGCAUAAAGGUAUAGACAUAAUUGGUAGACUGAGAGAAUUCAAGUUUGUGGAAUCAAAAAAUGUAUGGCAUGACUACUUCGACCUAGAAUAUUUUGAGCUAAAGGGUGGCAGUUUGCAAGUUGAGUUGUCUAUAAUUUCACGGAUGUUCGUCAGAAGUGUCGGAGUUCAUAUUAUACACAAGGAUGCAGAGAAUGCGAAAGAUCAUCCAGAUGUGACCCACAUGGAUUUUCAUUUCUCUAGUGAUGAAUCCAAUGGAAGAAGAACUUAUUUCUUGGAAAGUUCAUCCGCAGAGGACGAAUCCGAUGAAGAAAUUGAAAAUUCAGUGUGUUCAAUCGAAGAGGAUGAAGUCGAUGAAGAAAGUGAAAUUCCAAAAUGUUUAACCAGAAAGGAUGAACGCAAUAAGAUUGAAAGGAUUCGUCCAUCUAAGAGCCGAUGUGACGACGAUGAUGAUAAUGGUGAUCAUUACAACUUGGAAUCCAGUUGUUUUUCAGUUUUUCUGGCUUGGAAACGGUGUUUAGGGUGCAAAUGACAAAUGGGGUUCCAUAUUUGAGAGAGAGCCACUAGCUUGAGUUCCCAUCUCAAUUCGCAGGAGAUGGAUGUAGAAGGAACUCCUGCACUCCAUGGACAUGUAUUGAUUAUUUGGAAAUUUCAUCCUCAGAGUACGAAUCCGAUGAAGAAAUUGAAAAUUCAGUGGGUUCAAUCAAAGAGGAUGAAUUCGAUGAAGAAAGUGAAAAUUCAGUGUGUUCAAUGAAAUCGAUGAAGAAAGUGAAAUUGCAAUGGGUUCGAUCAAAGAGGAUGAAGUCAAUGAAGAAAGUGAAAAUUCCAUGGGUUCAAUCGAAGAGGAUGAAUGCAAAACAAUUGAACGGAUAUCAGAUGGUAUUCAAUCAUCAAAGAGGCGCCGUGAUGAUGCUUGUAACUUGGAAUCCAAUUGUAACCCACAACAAAUGAGGAGUUAUUUUUCGGAAGAAAUCUAUCCCGUGGACCAUUGAGUGGCGGUUUCACUCAUCAAAUGUCGUUUUGCAUGAUCACGGGGCUGAGAUGGCAUGAGAUUUCUCUUAUUGUAUCAAAUGCUGCAGCCUUACUUCCUGCAUUUAUGGUCCUUCAAAAGAAGCUCAAUGAAGGAAGUGAUUAUUUCUUGGGAAGUUCAUCCGUAGAGGAUGAAUCCUAUGAAGAAAGUGAAAAUUCAGUGUUCAAUCAAAGAGGAUGAAGUCGAUGAAGAAAGUGAAAUUUUAGAAUGUUCAAUUGAAGAGGAUGAACUCGAUGAAGAAAGUGAAAAUUCAGAACGUUUAACCGAAGAGGAUGAACGCAAUAAGAUUCAAAGGAUUCAACAAUCUAAGAGCCGUUGUGACGAUGAUAAUGAUGAUGGUGAUUAUAACUUGGAAUCCAGUUGUUUUUCACUGAAGCGCAUGCUCAUAGUGAAGUGGCAGCCGUGAGGAGUCCUACUGCAGCAGCUGAGGCUCCUGCUCCUAGUGAAAUGGCAGCUGUGAAAAGCAAGGCUAGCUGCUGCUGCUGCAAUUGAUAAAGAUGUUGCUGCAAUUGAUGAAGAUGAAGCUGAGAAGAAUUCUACUACAACAGAUCAAGACAAGAGGAGAAGGAGUGAAGCUGUACAACACUUAUCCAAGAUAAAGUGCAAAGAAAGAGAAGUUGGAUUCAAACCAACUUCCCAUUCUAAGAUUGAAGUAGAAAACCUUCAAGUUAUUAAUGUUAGAUAACAUUCUGUUUUCAAUCUCUAGUUUCCAGCUUUUAAUCAAAGUCAUUGUAAUUACUUAGAACACCUCAUGUAUAGUUCAAAUAGGUUUCUUCCUUUGUAAUUGCUUAUGCUUAUAAAUAAUGUUUUCCUUCAAUGGUUUUGGAAUUCUG